This is a messenger RNA of Schistosoma margrebowiei, 1177 nucleotides long. Lineage: Eukaryota; Metazoa; Platyhelminthes; Trematoda; Strigeidida; Schistosomatidae. The record is from the annotation of a GenBank genome assembly.
GUGGAAAGUAAAUAGGAUGCACCACCCCCAAGAAAUAUUUUAUUCAUUAUUAACUAUACUAAAAGAUGAGAAUGUAAAAUGACCACAUCAUUAACUUAUCGAAUGUAUUCAAGGUCAAAGAAAAUACUUCAACUAUUAGGAAGAUGAAUACCACUGGAUCGUUAAAUCCUACAAUACCAAAUCAAAAUAAUAUUCUUCAUACAAAUUUAUUGUAUAGAAGGGAUUUACUUGAUUAUAUAUUAAAUUAUCUAAUAAAUAAUAAUCGAAUGGAUAUUUUAUGCUCAAAUUCAUUUAUGAUGGAUUCUUUGUUAAAUAUUAAUCCACAAUUAAAUCAUAAUACUAUAUUACAUAAUAGUCAAUUUUAUUCAAAUUUAAUCUCUUAUUUAUUUCCUAUGGAUUUAAAUGUUAAUAUAUUACAACAACGUCAAAAUCCCCAGAUACAAAAUUGGAUUAAUGAUUGGUUAGUUAAUAAUAAUCAUAGCAAUAAUAAUAAUAAUGAUAAUAAUAAUAAUAGUAAUAAUACUAUUUCAGAUCCAACAUUAAUAUACCUUAGAGUAGCUACUCAAUGUAUUCUACGCUACUUAUUAACAACAAAUCAUUAUCAACAAACUUUAUAUUUGAAUUCUUUUCUUCAUUCUAAUUAUUCAUCAACAUUGAAUACAUAUAAUAUAACUAAUCAAAAUAAUAUAUUAUUUCAAUCAAAUAAAAAUUUAUUAGAAUCAAAUUAUAUAAUAAAUGAAAAUUCAUCUAUUACACGUAUAAAACGUUAUAAAUGUACUUAUCCAAAUUGUACAAAAGCAUAUUAUAAAAGAUCUCAUUUAAAUGAACAUUAUCAUUUACAUACUGGUGCUAAACCACAUUUAUGUAAUCAACCUGGUUGUAAUGCAAGAUUUACACGUGCUGAUCAAUUAUCACGUCAUAGACGUGCACAUACUGGUGAACGUAAUUUUCGUUGUAAUGUUUGUUUAAAACGUUUUAAACGUAGUGAUCAUUUAAAGGUACAUUUAACUAGGAAUGUAUGUACAAAAUUUAAUUUAUAAAAAAAAAUUUCCUAUAUAUUUUAAAAAAAAAGUAUCGAUUUCUCUUUUGAAUAGUUGAAGAGGUAAAUGACAAAAAAAUAAUAUUUCAGUAGUUGAGAUCAUGAGUUAAUUGAAGCUAGACAACCAUGGAAAACCUG